This is a messenger RNA of Orussus abietinus, 2070 nucleotides long. Its product is annotated as calmodulin-lysine N-methyltransferase. The record is from RefSeq and is a predicted model, not a curated record. Gene Ontology annotation, molecular function: calmodulin-lysine N-methyltransferase activity. Lineage: Eukaryota; Metazoa; Arthropoda; Insecta; Hymenoptera; Orussidae. Gene Ontology annotation, cellular component: cytoplasm. The transcript has 2 exons. Bases 33 to 1040 code for a protein of 335 amino acids.
ACCAGUAUACGACAUUUAAGAAGAAUUUCCAGAUGAGUAAUUUCUCGGUAAUAAUGUCGAAGGAAAUUCUAAGUCAGAAGGAUGAGCUGAUGAACGUAAAGCGAAUAAGAAACGUCAACGACAACACGGCAUUAAGAAGAUGGCGUCUUCUGGCAAAAGCUCUCACCUGUUCCCCACGGCUGAUGAGCCAGACCAAGGAUGAUAUAUCCAUACGUCGAUUUACUACUUUCGGUUUGGUCUCCCCAUUAGUCCUAGUGAACGUGGUCACCGAUCCGGGGUCCACGUGGUGCGAGUAUUCCACGGUGAUCAACGACAAAUUUUACGACGUACAGAUCAGGCGAAUUAAUAAGAACUUUACGGCUAAUGAACUGAUCGGAUUCAAUAACACCGGAAAUGUCUGCGUCUGGCCAUCCGAAGAGUGCCUGGCCUAUUAUCUUCUGAAGAACGAGUGGAUCUGUAGAAACAAGAUGGUGUUGGAACUUGGUGGUGGAAUGAGCUGUUUGGCUGGCAUUUUUGCUGCUAAAUAUUGUAAUCCCAGCGGUGUUGCCUUGACCGAUGGCAAUGUCACCAGUGUAGAUAAUACCAGGUGCAUUGUCGCUAGAAACAACAUGGCGGACUUCGUCAAGUGUGGCGUAGUGCAGUGGGCUAGAGCGGCCAGAGCACUCAGACAAACUGAGUAUAGUGACAAGAGUGCACAGUGUUGGACCACGGAAAGCGGCGAUGAGUCACGAAGGACGGAAGGCCUCUACAACGUCAUUCUGAGUGCCGAUUGCCUUUUCUUCGACGACACCAGAAUUGACCUUGUCGAAACGAUUUACGGAUGGCUCGACGAUGACGGUAUCGCUCUAGUGAUGGCACCGAAACGCGGUACAACGUUUCAAAAGUUUACAGAAGCUGCUAUCAAACGAGGCUUCAUCGUUAAAAUAAAGGAACGUUACGACUCCGAAGUGUGGUCAUGUCAUCUUGAUCAACUCGUCAAUAAUCCAGAAUACGCUCCAGAUUUACAUUAUCCUGUUCUGAUGGAACUUACUAAAAAAUAAAUUUGUAAUAUUCCGACACUUUCAACACACCAGAUAAUAAAUAUAUAGUUCGUGAUUGAAAAACCCAAUCUGGACUCAUCUCGGACUGUUCACCAACAAAUAGACUGUUGAAUUGUACCAACAGAUGAAUCCGUAUUCAAUUUUAACUGACUCAUUUCAGUUAGCAAACAUGUAGAAUUUAGAAAAUACCUACGUGUGAAUUUGUUUCCUUCGUUGCGUUAUAGUCAAUCGAAAAUAAUAUUUGGACUGUAUCAGUGGUUAUAAGAAUCCUUGUAAGUUUUAUAUAAAACUAGACAUUUUAUUUUUAAAAAGUACAUAAUUGCAGGCCACAUGGAAAGUAAAUUCCAAUAGAAAAUCCAUGUUUGGAUUUUCAAUCCGGCCUGCCCAGCAAUGCGAAAUAUUUUUCUAACUUCUAACCGUACUUUUGUUUAAAUAUUAUCUUGUUUAAGUUGAUAACAUUUUAUUUUCGAAAUGAAUAUUUCUAAUUUGAACGACUGAUUUUGUUUGAGCUUGCUUUCAAUUUCUCAAUAAUAUAGUUUAAAAUAUUUUUCGUGCAUGUAUUAUAGCGUAAUAGAAAGUAAAAAUUCGUCAAGGAUUUGGUUGUCAUGAAUACAUUAAAUCAUUAUACGGUACAAAACUUGAAAGUAUUCAACUUCUUUUGAUCGAUACCAAAUAUUGUCCAACAAUGCCUUAUCACGCAUACAUGGAACACAGUAACAAGACCUUCGUUAUCUGAAUCUGGUUAUCUGUUAAUACACCAUCACUUACAGUAAUCGUUUCAUAUGUUUCUAAUGAAGUUCUAAAUGUACAAUAUUUGUAUUUCCUUCACUUAACUUGUGCAUCUGAAAUAUUUGAGUAGACUUAUAUUUGUUUUUAAAUAAGCGAACAUUCAGUUAUUGGAAACUUAGACAGGAGGGAGGAGAACUGUAAAUAAGAAAAAUCGUUUGUCAAUCAUUAUAUUUUUGAAAGGUAAUAUGCUAUUUUAAAGAAAAUGAAAGAGCAACAAAUAAAAGCACCGAAUGUGAGAAGA